Messenger RNA from Bipolaris maydis ATCC 48331, 1191 nucleotides. RefSeq lists its product as uncharacterized. Gene Ontology annotation, molecular function: ubiquitin protein ligase activity; zinc ion binding. NCBI's taxonomy places the organism in Eukaryota, Fungi, Ascomycota, Dothideomycetes, Pleosporales, Pleosporaceae. The record is from RefSeq and is a predicted model, not a curated record.
AUGCAUCCACCUGCCCGAGUCGAUGUGGGCAACAUGAGACUGUACGUUCCAAAGAAGAUGCAUUCGCUCUCACAAUGGGCAUGUUGUGAUGGGCUUAAGAAGGCUGAGCCAGAGCAUGUCUAUUCUGAUGUCAUUUGUCAAUUCUAUUCGAUGCUGUAUCCUGAGAAAUUUGAAUUUCAUAGCUCCUCUUUCCAAUUCAAAUCUCCUGAUUUUAGGGUCUCCUUUCCUGAGCAUAUAUCGAGGACUCCGAGGAGCGCAAUGUCCCAUCCGAUCCAUCCGUCAACAUCAGCGACGCGCAAGCGCAAUUUCACGACCUACGCCGACUAUGAUACCCACAUUGCGCACCGGUAUGCACCCACGGCAUCUAGUAGCCGCAAAAUUGAAGUUAUCGACCUUACACAAGACUCGCCCAAGAAGGCGCCUCCGCCGAAGAAGAGCAAGCGUGACCCUGACGCGCCUGUUCAGGAGAAGCGGGCCAGGAUAUUUCGCAAAAAGGCGCCACAGAGCUAUCUCGUUGUAAAAGAACGGGCGCUUACACAGCGCUUGACGGUACUCUCGCGCGAGCGCUGCGGAACCGAUGAUGUGCCUGAGGAGAAGGUUCUCAUCGCAGGCACGACAGGCAACGUGUACACAGUCUCCAUUGGCCUCGUUCCCUCGUGCGACUGUCCACAUGCAAAAGGAGGCCAUCAAUGCAAGCACAUUAUAUACGUCAUGCUAAGAGUGUUGAAGGCGCGAGAGGAGAUUGCAUAUCAGCUAGCUCUUGUUAGCUCCGAGUUGCGCGAAGUCAUGAGGAAUGCGCCACCCAUCCCCGGCACCGAGACGGAGAAGCAGAGCGAGGAUGGCAAUCGCAAGCCCAUUGAAGGCGAAUGUCCCAUCUGUUAUGACGAGCUUGAUGCCAAGGAAGAUACUGUAUUCUGCAAGACCAGUUGCGGAAACAAUAUACACAAGGUUUGCAUGCAGAACUGGGUGGCUGCAGCUAGAAACAAUGCGACUUGCCCAUACUGCCGUGCCAAUUGGGAUACAGAUGCACUGUUGGCAAGCAAAGUCGGUAAUAUAAACACCAGUGAGUUGCAAAGGAACGAAGAGGGUUACAUCAAUGUCGCCUCUCAGUUGGGCUUGUCUGGUUCCAGAGACUACUCGACGUACUACAGUGGACGACGGCGACAUGGAUAUUUUUAUCAUCAUUACUAG